This is a messenger RNA of Biomphalaria glabrata, 6009 nucleotides long. Its product is annotated as zinc finger protein Gfi-1b-like. NCBI's taxonomy places the organism in Eukaryota, Metazoa, Mollusca, Gastropoda, Planorbidae. The record is from RefSeq and is a predicted model, not a curated record. Bases 997 to 2466 code for a protein of 489 amino acids. Gene Ontology annotation, molecular function: DNA-binding transcription factor activity; RNA polymerase II cis-regulatory region sequence-specific DNA binding. Gene Ontology annotation, biological process: regulation of transcription by RNA polymerase II. The transcript has 2 exons.
UCUGCCACUGUGCAAUAGCUUCUUCUGCAGUUGAAACGUCCUGCCUUGGAGGCCCAUGAUUUCUUCUGGUGAGAUAACAGAGCGAUUCAGUCACCUGGUUGCUUCUCCAGCAGCAAGACUGUUAGCUUUAACGGCCAUGUUCGAACAUUAACGUUCGUGAUAAACUAGACUAGACGUUCAUGCUUUUGUGUUCACCGAAUCCGAAGCAGAGUAGAAGUAAAACUACUUCAUAAACACCAAAUAGUGUCACCGUCACAGUCUUCGUUACCUUGAAACACACUGUCAUCACCGGGCUAGUGUCAAUUGGAUUCAUUGUUUAUUGGUGCCGUUAGAAUGUGCCGUUUUAUUCUUCAAGGAGGAGGAUUCGUUGAAUACCAGUCUCUACAAUUCUAAUUUAUUUUCAUGUGUAAAACUACCAAGCUAGGAAAAGCCUAGAUCGAAUCGUUUGUCAAGUGCGAACAUUUUAAGCGUAGACUUUCUAGCUCUAGCUUUGUAAGGUGAUGUUUUAAAACAUUUAUAAUUUAUAAAUGUGAAUAGAUUUAUACACAUUUUUAAAAAUCCUGAAUAUUUAGUUUAAUUAGCAUCACGUAUUCAUAGGGCUUGUUUAUUUGAUGAACAGAAAAGCUAAAAAUAGAUAAAAUGUAACUAAAAUAAACUUGAAACUUUUUAAAUUAAAAUAUAUAUAUAUAUAUAAUAAUUAAAAACUUUAUUUGUUUCUGGUCUUUUAAAUCUGUUGUCCUCACUUUUCAACUGAACGGAAAAAAAGCAUAAGUUAAAAAUUGUUUUUCUUUCAUCUUCAUGGCGCAGAGUCUAGAAAUGAGAAAAGAACAACUCCAAGCAGAUAGAUCUUGUAGUUGAAAGUUACUUUUGGAUACAUUACGUGUUAUCUGUCUCGGAAGACAAAGGAGAAAAGAAAAAAAGACAAUCCCAGCUCUUCGAGACUGUCUCAUGUCGUUCUAACGUCUCGCCUCUGCGACGUCUGCUAGCUACUUCAUCAUGACAUCCGUCAUGGAAGGUCAUUUGUCAGCAUUCAAUCAAGGUCCACUAAGGCCGAUUCCAAUACAUCUAUCUCGACCUCCUCCUUUAGAGUAUGUAGCGCCCAUUCAACUUAAAUCAGAGAAAGGAGAGAGACCGAAGCCCGCGUUGUGGAACCCUGCCCUCGACUUAAGCCCGUCAUCCAAAAGCUCAACUCCAAAAGAUGGCUCUGACGUUGUGCGCAAGCGCAGAAUGAUGCAGACAACAACGAGUAACAAGAAACCUUCAACGCCGCCUCCGUUGCCGCCCCCUCUUUGUACGCUCUCUCCAGUUGCUAUGAAAAAUACGCCGCUGCCUCCAGGGUUAUCGCUACCUUUAAGACAGAUGCAGAGCGAUGUCAUUCAUAAGACAUUGGGGCAUCAUAUGCCCAACAAAGAGCUGAUUCUGUCAGGGGGUUCUCCGCUGUAUCAUCAAAUUCAAAGACAUAUAGUUCCUAGCAUUGACAAUCCAUUAGCAUUCUUAGCCUCUAAAGGCGUUUUCUUUUCAAAUCUUUUCGGGGCUGCAGGGGCACUGCAUCAUCACGAUCUCCAGAUGAACAGACCACAGCAUGCAAUGCCAACUUUACCCAACUCUGAGAGACACAUGUCAAUGCAGAAUGCAAUAGCCAUUGCCCAGUCUCGUUCCGUCCUGGAGCGUUUGUCCACAUCUAGUCAUUCACAUUUGCCGCAAGGAAGGCCGCUGGACCAGCAUCAAGCCAGUCGUCACCAGCAUCCUCCUCAGCCGCCGGCUCCGUCCCAAGUGCCACACCAGUCACAGGCGCAUGUACACCAGUCCCCUAUUCAGGAUCGACCCCUGGCCCUUCAGAACGCUAUGGCUCUAGUGCAGACGCAGGCACUGAUGGAGCGCGUCAACGGAUCAGGUCAGGUCAUGUCUCCUCUCAUAAACAUGGACGCUUCGGUCAAUCACGGCUACGGGCGUAAGCUGUUCCCUUGUCCCCAGUGCCGCUACACUACGGAUCGAAGGAAUAACCUGAAGCGUCAUAUGCUAACAAUGCACCAGACCAGCGCCAAAAUGCUCGAAUGCUGUGGCAUACUCUUUAACACCAAAGCGUCCCUGAGGGAGCACGCCAUGAUCUUCCACUACCACGGCUACACAUGCUAUUUCUGCGGGCGCAGGUUCUGCAGAAAGGCGCUCCUGAAGCGACACCUUUCCGUCCACAACGGGCAGAAAGACUUUGUCUGCAACGUUUGUGACUACGCCACGUCUCACAAGAGUAACCUAGAGAGGCACCGGAAGGUCCACUCCAGGCAAGACGACGGCAAGGACGGCGAGGAGCGCUACCACGACGACGAGACUCGCCAUUACCAUGACGACGUGAAAUCCAACGGCAGCGAGGCUGUGAGUCACUAUGACGUCAGCAGCGAUGAACUGUCUGUGUGCUCAGAUUUUGAUGACGACAUUGACGUUGAGAUUAACGUACACAGUGAUUAGCAAAUCCUUCCAUCUCUUACCAUGUAAGAUAAAUUAUCAAAGCUUAGCUCUCGUCUUUCAUUCUAUUCAUCCUGACAUUGAAAUGGGUGAAAAACUAUAACAUUGGUAGACGUUUAUAAAUCAAUUAUAACAUUGGUAGGCUUUAAUAAAUCAACUAUAACAUUUGUAAACUAUUAUAAAUCAAGUAUAACAUUGGUAGACUAUUAUAAUCAAGUAUAACAUUGUUAGACUUUUCUAAAUCAACUAUAACAUUGGUAAACUAUUGUAAAUCAAGUAUAACAUUGUUAGACUAUUAGAAAUCAACUAUAACAUCGGUAGACUUUUCUAAAUCAACUAUAACAUUGGUAGACUUUUACAAAUCAACUAUAACAUUGGUAGACUUUUAGAAAUCAAUUAUAGACUAUAACAUUGGUAAACUAUUAUAAAUCAACUAUAACGUUGGUAGACUAUUAUAAAUCAAUUAUAACAUUGGUAGACUUUUAUAAAUCAACUAUUUCAACUAGAUGAAUGUUAUUAUUUUCUUUCCGCGCGUUGAACCAAAACCAAUGUAUGCAAGAGUUCUCAACUGACCUACAGACACCACAUAAUAUCAAUCAAUUGCUAAUUAUUGGUACAACUUUGAAGUAAUCUAAAUACAAUGUUUUUUUGAUCUUAUAAUUGACAUCGUAUAAUGUCAUUCAACACAAAUGUACAUCAGUUGUAUCAUUAUUUAUAUAUCAUGCUAAUUGUCGUGUACAUGUAAAUAGUGUCCAACGACUGUAAAAAAAUAAAAAAAUUCAUUAUUUUAUUUGGACCUAUCAAUAUUGGACUUGAUUACCAUACACUUAUAAUAUUGCAUCUGUAGUGUGUUAUCUACUUUACGGUAGAUUCAAAUAACAUCCACAGAUCUUUGACAUUUAUGUGUGGACCAAAAGAACAACAUCCAGAUAAUUUACCAAAAUCAUAAACAAUUAUGCCAAGUGAAAGUGAUAUUGUCAUCUUAAAUUCUACUUUUUAUUAUUAUUAUUAUUACUCGAUAUAUUUAUAUGUAACAGUUCCGACCAAACUAUGUUUUAGUAAUAAUGUUGGUCGUCAUUUAAAAAGCUAAACACAUUAAUUUGUAGAAUAUUGUACAAAUCUUAAUGUUCUAUAGAAUAUUUCAAUUAAAGACAAAGUUGAAAAUUAAUGGGAGCUAGCCUUCUUCACCUAGUUUAUAUCAACCACACAACCAUCUCCUGAAUCUAAUACCGAAUGUUCGUGGUUCUUUUACAUUUCGUCCAAAAUCACUAUUGGGGCUAAAUUUAGACGGAUAUGUUUUUUUUUUUUUUUUUUUAUCAAUUUAAGCUAUUCUCCUUCAACCCUCCCCCCUUCCCGCCCCUAGCGAGCCAACAAUCAAUAUCAAAAUUUAACCCUAAAACUGUAAUGUGCUGUGACAUAUCAAAAUACAGUUGUGGUUGAGGUCAAUCUUAAAAAGUGUUUUUCAAUAUGUUCACUCCACUCCACCGGCAGUUUCUGUGACUCAAAUCACAUGAAGUCUAACGUAAGAUAGUGCUUGUGUCUUAGAUUAUGGUAGAAAUAUCUAGAUUGAUAUAUACAAUUUACACUGGCAUUAUUUAACUUGGCUGAGAAGCGCAGGCUAUAUUCUCCAUUCGUCGUGGUCAGCUACUAUCCGCAUGUCAGGAGACUAGUCCGGCCUCAUUAACAAAGAAAAUUCUCUGAGAAAGUAACAGACACAAACCACUACAAAGUCAAACUAAUCUAAAUCAACAAUAUUUAAGCAAUAAUAAAGUAACAACUCUACACAUUGUUGUGAUUUCAGGUCGGAACUUGUUGAUAUAUCUUGUAUGUAAUUAACAUAGGAACGAUAACAAACUAAUAUGUGUCAAUAAUUAACUGGCUGUUACUUUAGGAAUUACUUCAGUUUUUGUUUUGGUGUCUAGUACUACCAAUGAAUAUUCGAGAUUCAUUGUUUCUCCACGCAUUGUCGUUUAUUUGUAACCAGUGGUUGGCCUGGUCGGUUAUACAAUUCGUGGCCUCUAUCUAUCGUAGUUAAUAACGAAAUGUAACGUAAUCUAAUACUUGGAGUGCUACAGAUGAUAUUAUUUAAAGAAAGUACCAGAAACUGUGAUUUGAUUGGGUCAGGUAUCAUCAUGGUAGCACCAAUAGAGUGAGAAACAAAGUUCAUUUAAAUCGAGAUCCAGUGAAAGUUGUUUUUUUUUCCAAAGUUUAUAUCAGCUCCCUCCAUCUGUCUGGCCGGUACAACUUUAUAUAUAGGUCAUUAGUAAUAAUAAUCGUUAUUAUCCAUAAGAAAAUGUGUUAUACAAUUUGUGCAUUACACCAAAUUAUUGUUAAUUAAUUAAUUAAUAAUUAUUUGUUUAUUUUGAAAAAUGGAAAUAAAUCUUACAGUAUUUAGAUAUAUAGCUGGAAAUGUGCAACUCUUUCCCUUUUAUUAGCUUUUUUUAAAAAAUAUAUUUAUGCAUCGGUUGUUCUUUUGAAUUGUGUCUCUUCAUAACCGUCUCUUUUUGUUUGACACAUUUAAUUCUGCAAGCGGUAGACUAGGUGAAUAGUGAACUUAAUUCUAGAUCAUAACUAGACAUUAUUUGUCAACCUAAGUCAAGUCAAGCAAGAAGUUUGUCUUUGUUCUGAUAGUUACAACAGAGGCGGUCUUUAGGGGUGGCGAUCAGGACGACCGCCCAAGGUUCUUGGCAUGAGCGGGCCACGCGAUAUUGAGAUUCUUUUGUUACCUUCAGCCCAUCCUACAAGCAUACGACCCACGAAUUCUGAUGUACCGCAAGAAUACGGCACAGACUGAAAUACCGUGUGAUGGACUUAUUCCACAUAUUGUCUUCUAAACAAGAACUCAAUAGUAUUGAAUCCUUACGGCAUCUAUAUUGAUUACCACGAAGGUUAUAGGCAUGAUAUUUUAGAGUUAGGGUUAGGCACAGCAUUAGGCACUCGUCCAGGGCCCCGAAUACUGCUAAGGCCAACACUGUUAGAAGUGGUUCAAUAAUCUAAUCAAAUGUUGUGAAGAUAAUUGUCGUGUAUCUGGGUUAUAUUUAUUUAUAUCAUUUUUCCUUCACUCCUAAGUAAGAACAUCUCUCAUCACAAAGCUGAAACAGAAGACAAAUACUCACUAAUAUUGAUCUGUGACCUGUCCACGCAAUGUAGUGUAUACUAAGAAUGAGUGAGAAUUAGUUCCAGCUAAGGCCUAGGCCUCACUAGUAUGUGGUUAAUUUUUUUGUUAUUGAAUUUCGUUUUGAUUUUUUGUUUCAUUUAAAUGAAAUAUAUAAAAUGUAAAUAAUUGUAUAAAUAUACCAUGACUUCUCUCCGUUACACGCCACCCGUAGCAGUACUGUCAUUUAAAUGUCAUGUGCAAAUAAUUGUAACAUAUUAAAUUAUUAUCAUCUUUUGAUUUGUCAAAUAUUUGGUCAUAGUCCAAACGUCCUUGUAUAAUGGUGAAGAGAAUGAUUAUUAUUGUUUAGAUCCUUGCAAAUUUUAUUGUUUUUGUUUUUUUUUUUGUUUCGUUUGGAUGCAAUAAACUUUUACUGAGAGCCAUCAAUCAAA